Molecule: messenger RNA, 823 nt
Organism: Galendromus occidentalis (western predatory mite)
Lineage: Eukaryota; Metazoa; Arthropoda; Arachnida; Mesostigmata; Phytoseiidae
Exons: 1
Source: RefSeq, a predicted model, not a curated record
AUUCUGGUCCACCGAGCUCUUGGGGAUCGAGCCCCAAUCUCAGGACAAAUUCAAGGAAGAGAGCUCAGGGCUCAAGAAUUUUCUCGAGAACAACAUCAAGCGGAUGGAAAAUGGCCAUUACAUGGUCAGCUUGCCGUUUAAAGGCAACAUCCGGACGCUUGGCGACAACGAGAAUAUAGCGCGAGGGAGCUUGACCAGACUACUAGCAAAGACACGGAACAAUACGGACCUCUUGAAGUCAUUGGACAUGCAGCUGGCGAAGUAUGUGGAAAAAGGCUACGCGGAGUUUGCGUCGCCGGAAAAGCCGGGAGAACUUGUCCACUACCUUACCCUCCUACCCGUCUUCAAGCGAAACACUUCGGAAGAGAUCAUCAAAGUACGAGUAGUGAAAGACGCGGGAGCGCGCAGAAAAGAUGAAGCAGCUUUGAAUGAUGUUCUGGAGUGCGGAGAUAACCUUCUGCCAGACAUCAUCAAGGUCUUGCUGAGAUUCCGGCAGGACGAGAUCGCGAUUGUUUCAGACAUCGAGAAAGCGUCUUUGCAAUACGAGAUUCAGCCGGAUCAUCGCACUUUCCUGCGAUUGUUCUGGCCUUCGGAUAUCAGCCAGGAUCGGAAUGCGCCGAUCAAAGAAUUCUGGAGCGCGGUGCUCGAUUUCGGCAUCAUAUCGAGUCCGUUCAUCCAUUGCGCGGGAAUCAAGUAUCACAUCGCGCAGUUGAUCAAAGAGCACCCCGAGAGAUCCAAUCUAUUGCAAGAUAUCGACAAAAAUUUCUAUAUGGAUGAUCUAAUUGCCACCACGAACUCAGUCGACGAAGGUCUGGUUUUCUAA